Molecule: messenger RNA, 2706 nt
Organism: Oryza sativa Japonica Group (Japanese rice)
Lineage: Eukaryota; Viridiplantae; Streptophyta; Magnoliopsida; Poales; Poaceae
Source: RefSeq, a predicted model, not a curated record
CCGCAGCCACGGCAUCGCAUUCGAGUUCAUCGUCUCUUCACCUCAAAAAAUAAACAAAAUAAAAAAUCUUUUUCGCACACCGCCUUUGCCUUCACCGCCGCCUCGCCUCGCCUCCCUCGCACGCGCCGCCGCCGCCCGCCGGCGGCGGGAACGACCUCCUCCGCUCUCCUCGUUCCCGAACCCCCCCAGCCGUCUCAGUCUCUCCGAUCCGAGAGGGACUAGGAGGGAGGAGCGAGAUGAGGCUUCUACGGGUGGCCACGUGCAACCUGAACCAGUGGGCGAUGGACUUCGACACCAACCUCCGCAACGUCAAGGAGUCCAUCGCCCGCGCCAAGGCCGCCGGCGCCGCCGUCCGCGUCGGCCCCGAGCUCGAGCUCACCGGCUACGGCUGCGAGGACCACUUCCUCGAGCAGGACACCGCCGCCCACGCAUGGGAGUGCUUGAAGGACAUUUUGUCUGGCGGCUAUACGGAUGGCAUCUUGUGCAGCAUAGGAAUGCCGGUUAUUUUCAAGAGUGUACGGUACAACUGCCAGGUGUUCUGCUUAAACAGCAAGAUAGUCAUGAUUAGGCCAAAGAUAUCUCUUGCAAAUGAUGGAAACUAUCGGGAAUUUCGAUGGUUUUCUGCUUGGACAUUCAAAGAUGCACUUGUUGACUUUCAACUCCCUCUUGAUAUCUCGGAGGUUACGUCCCAGGAUACUGUGCCUUUUGGUUAUGGUUUUAUUCAAUUUCUUGAUGUAUCAUUGGCUUCUGAAACCUGUGAAGAGCUCUUCACUGCAAAUGCCCCUCGCAUUGACCUAGCGUUGAAUGGUGUUGAGGUUUUUGUGAAUGCAAGUGGAAGCCAUCAUCAGUUAAGGAAGCUCAGUCUUAGGAUUGAUUCGAUGAGAAAUGCAACCCUUGCAUGUGGUGGUGUUUACAUGUAUGCUAAUCAACAGGGUUGUGAUGGUGGACGCCUUUAUUAUGAUGGUUGCUGCUGCAUCGCUGUCAAUGGAGACGUUGUUGCACAGGGAUCUCAAUUCUCGUUAAAAGACGUUGAAGUAUUGGAUGCUCUGGUAGAUCUUGAUGCAGUAUCAAGUUAUCGAGCAUCUGUUUCUAGUUUUAGAGAGCAAGCAAGUCACCGAACCAAAGUACCUUUUGUUAAGGUACCAUAUAAGCUUUGUAAGCCAUUUCAGAGUGGAAUGGUUCCAACUGGUCCUGUUGAGGUUAUGUAUCAUCGUCCUGAAGAGGAGAUUGCAUUUGGACCUAGUUGUUGGUUAUGGGAUUAUCUGCGGAGAAGUCGAGCAUCAGGAUUUUUGCUGCCACUGUCUGGUGGUGCGGAUAGUUCAUCUGUUGCAGCAAUAGUUGGUUGCAUGUGCCAGCUUGUCGUAAAAGAUAUAGAGAAUGGAGAUGAGCAAGUUAAGGCAGAUGCUAUGCGGAUUGGCCAGUACAAGGAUGGAGAGUUCCCUAAAGAUAGCAGAGAGCUCGCAAAACGUUUAUUUUACACUGUUUACAUGGGGACUGAAAAUAGUUCUGAAGGUACUCGAUCACGAGCGAAAAUGCUUGCUGAAGAGAUCGGUUCAUUCCACUUGGAUGUACCAAUUGAUAGUAUAGUAUCUGCAUUGCUUUCUUUGUUUGAAAGAUUGACUGGGAAACGCCCACGGUACAAGGUUGAUGGGGGUUCCAAUACUGAGAAUCUGGGAUUGCAAAAUAUUCAAGCUCGAAUCAGGAUGGUACUAGCCUUUAUGAUGGCGUCACUUAUGCCAUGGGUUCAUAACAAAUCCGGGUUCUAUCUUGUUCUGGGAAGUUCAAAUGUGGAUGAAGGAUUGCGUGGUUAUUUGACGAAAUAUGACUGCAGCUCGGCAGAUAUAAAUCCCAUUGGAAGUGUAAGUAAGCAGGACCUCCGGGCUUUCCUGCGAUGGGCAGCAGUUCAUCUUCACUAUUCUUCCCUUGCUGAGGUUGAAGCGGCGCCACCUACUGCAGAGCUUGAGCCGAUCCGUGCGGACUAUAAUCAGUUGGAUGAGGUGGACAUGGGAAUGACAUACGAGGAGUUGUCAAUAUAUGGAAGGUUAAGGAAAAUUUUCCGUUGUGGUCCUGUUUCAAUGUUUCAGAACCUGUGCCACAGGUGGUGUGGGACACUAUCCCCCUCCGAAGUGGCUGACAAAGUGAAGCACUUCUUCAAGUACUACGCGAUAAACCGGCAUAAGAUGACUGUCCUGACACCAUCCUAUCAUGCGGAGAGCUAUUCGCCCGAGGAUAACCGGUUCGAUCUUCGGCAAUUUCUGUACAACGCAAGAUGGCCUUAUCAAUUCCGGAAGAUCGAUGAGCUUGUGCAAGACAUGGAUAAAGAUGGCAAAUGGGUGAACUCUACAGAAGGGGAGCUGAGAAGACGCAAGGGCGUUAGAUCCGCGGAAGGAGGCGGAAUGGGUGUCGUCGCCGUGGGAUCUGCCAAUCCAAGUGCUGGAUCGUGAGAAAGCAACCGCUUUGCAGGAUGUUUGGUUUUCUCAAGUCACAUCGAAGUUUCUCUAAUUCACACUUUUAUUCAAUAAUUUCUUUUUUUUUUUGAUAAAAUCCCUGUGUGUGGACGGGGAUUGAGGUUGUCUCAUCCAACCAAUGUAAGUGUCCAUAACUAAUCAAACAGGAAGCGUCCAUAAACCACACACAGCCACACAGGCGUGAGUAUGCUAAGAUAUCAAAAUUUCUAAACCAAGACCCUUUGGUUAAGAACAAAAA